Messenger RNA from Ostrinia nubilalis (European corn borer), 1700 nucleotides. RefSeq names its product cathepsin O-like. NCBI's taxonomy places the organism in Eukaryota, Metazoa, Arthropoda, Insecta, Lepidoptera, Crambidae. The record is from RefSeq and is a predicted model, not a curated record. Gene Ontology annotation, molecular function: cysteine-type endopeptidase activity. The transcript has 6 exons. Gene Ontology annotation, cellular component: lysosome. The coding region runs from base 253 to 1356 and encodes 367 amino acids.
AUAUCAACCCAAGCGUUCAUAUUUGCCUCAAAUACUCAAUUUUAAGUGGAACCAUGAUAUAAAUAAAUUAACUUUCCUACUGAUAUAUUUAAUCAACACAUUUUAACUAUCCUUAACCGAAUGUGUUUUAUAACCGCGAUAAAGUGUUCUACAGGAAAAAUACUGGAUAUAUUUUAGUUAAGCUGGACACGUGCAGCACGUAUAACCAUACUUGUUAGGUGUCGAUUUAAAAUUAUUAAGUUUUCAUUUAAAAUGUCUACCUGUAUGUUUUUGUUUUCAAUAUGCCUACUGAUAGUAAGCGGUGGUUUUUUAACAUGGAAAACUGUGGAUACGUUUUUUACCCGCCAAUUUGGCGGAGAGGAAUCGGAAAAUCUAUUACGUCGACAGUAUGACGAUUAUUUAAAACAAUAUAAUAAGAACUAUUGGGGAGAAGAGUAUAAAACACGAUUCCAGAAUUUUAAGGAUUCACUUAAAGAAAUAUCCCGGCUUAACGCAGCCCACGGAAGCAAAGUUUUCGGCCUGAACAAGUUCUCGGACAUGUCCCGGCAAGAUUUUGGCCGAAAGAUGUUGAGUCCGACUGUACAUCUACAUGAAUGCCAGCCGUUGAAGUAUUCCCAUUGCCCCCCUAAGUUUAAUACCUGGUAUUCUGGAUUCCGUAGAAGAAAUGGGACAAUGCACAAAGAAAAUCCCAAACCAAAGGUUGAUUGGCGCAAAAGAGGGGUUGUGUCAAGAAUUCUGAACCAGAAACUGUGCAAUUCAUGCUGGGCCAUGAGCUUGGUGGGCGUCAUGGAGUCAAGGGGCGCUAUUAAAUAUAAGUCGCUAGACCGACUUAGCUCACAGGAGUUGAUUGACUGUUCCGUUUUUAACUAUGGAUGCGGGGGCGGUGACUUUCAUGGCGCUCUUAGAUUCCUCUGUGGUUUAUACAGCGUCCCGUUUCCCAUUGUGUCUGAGGACGACUACCCUCUAAUGUUGGUCGACCAGAAGUGCAAGAUAUCCGACGAAAAACACGUGACUGGGAUGACGUUAACGAACUUCGUUAAUGCCUGUGACAUGGAUGAAGAAGCGAUGCUAAGGGAGAUAUCGGCCAACGGACCGAUAGCCGUGACGGUCAACGCGUAUAAUUGGCAGUUCUACACCGGUGGCGUCAUACAAAGAGAGUGCCCGGGCGAGUGGCGCUACCUUCACCACACGGUCCAACUCGUCGGGUACGACCUGACAGCAGAGGUUCCGUACUACAUCGCCCGUAACUCCUGGGGUGAUGACUACGGCGAAGAUGGUUACCUCAGGCUGGCCGUACACCGCGAUAUUUGCGGAGUGACCAAGAACGUAGCCUACUUUGACGUAGCACGUAAAUAAUUAAUUAAAUAGGCGAUAAAGGCACACAUCAUUUCACGAUGCGAGAUCGUAUCGUGGGAAUCUACGACGACAAAGCGACACGACAUCGACUACUUAAAAUUACUGUCGUUAAUUAAAUAAAUAUAUAAUAAUAAAUAUCAGCACGAGGAAAACACGUCUAGUGCGGUUCAUUUUUCGAGAUUACAUGACCAAAUGCGAUGUCGUGUCGCUCACUCGUCGUAGAUGCAGAUUCCCAUGAUACGUCGCAUCGUGCGUGAUACGAUACGAUGCCGCGUCGUAGCAUACCUAGUCGUUACUAAGUUUUGAUACCGCGUCGUAGUCGUUACUAUACUAUUAAUAAAGAU